This is a messenger RNA of Amphiprion ocellaris (clown anemonefish), 697 nucleotides long. It is a transcript of the gene snrpd3l, whose product is annotated as small nuclear ribonucleoprotein D3 polypeptide, like. Gene Ontology annotation, biological process: spliceosomal snRNP assembly; RNA processing. The coding region runs from base 141 to 524 and encodes 127 amino acids. Gene Ontology annotation, molecular function: RNA binding. Gene Ontology annotation, cellular component: U12-type spliceosomal complex; SMN-Sm protein complex; catalytic step 2 spliceosome. The transcript is spliced from 4 exons. NCBI's taxonomy places the organism in Eukaryota, Metazoa, Chordata, Actinopteri, Pomacentridae. The record is from RefSeq and is a predicted model, not a curated record.
CGGCGCGGCAUUGUGGGUAGGCGGAAAAAGGCUCAAAAAGCUACUCGAAAGCGUUAAGCGCACGUUGUGAAGUAGCUGCAGACGAAAAACCAACAAAGAAGGCAGUUUUCAAGACAAAUUGGAGGAAAUACGGGUGAAAAAUGUCCAUCGGUGUACCAAUCAAGGUCCUGCAUGAAGCAGAGGGACACAUUGUGACCUGCGAGACUAACACUGGAGAGGUGUACAGGGGCAAGCUGAUCGAAGCAGAGGACAACAUGAACUGCCAGAUGUCCAAUAUCACAGUGACUUACCGCGACGGCCGCGUGGCGCAGUUGGAGCAAGUCUACAUCCGUGGCAGCAAGAUCCGCUUUCUGAUCUUACCUGAUAUGUUAAAGAAUGCUCCUAUGUUAAAGAGUAUGAAGAACAAGAACCAGGGAUCAGGAGCUGGAAGAGGAAAGGCAGCUAUUCUUAAAGCACAAGUGGCUGCAAGAGGACGAGGCCGUGGUGGAAUGGGAAGAGGAAACAUCUUCCAGAAAAGGCGAUAACUCGCUCCACUUUGAUGAAGAUUGUCACAUUGUAUAGUGUCUUUUUUUUUUUUUUUUUUUUUAAUUUUUUCCUCUUUGAAUUGGAAUAUGUAGAUGUGGUUUGCAAUCUUUUUGCUCUGCAGUUUAUUGCUGUAAUUUCACUUUUUUAUGAAAAUAAACAUAUUUCAGUUUGA